AUGUCAUCUUUUGAACCUCAUAACAAGCCAGUCGUUCAAUGUGGCCUUAACAUAUCCCCAUUAAACUACAAUCCAACUGAAAGAACGGAUUACCAAAACCAGAAAUUCAUGGUAGUUUAAUGGUAGUUUAAUGAAUCGAUAUAUAUUGUACAAGGUAUGAAUGUUCUUUGUCCACGACUUCAUUGGUUCGCAAGUUAACACAAUUUGGAAUUUUAAUAUUGUAAACAAACACUAUAGAAUUUCCUCCUUUUGUGUUUAGCUAGCUUACAAGUAAAAAAAUACAAGCUCUGUUUUUCUUACUUUAUUCAACUGUAUAUUUUAAAUUUGAGGAAAAUCUAUACAGCUAAUAUAGCGUCCAGAAUAUAAGUAAGUUUUGAAAGUAAAAAAUCUGGUCAUUAUUUAUUUAUUUUUCUUCUAUCCAUAUUAUAAUACCCGCAUAUAUCUUUCUUUUACGCAAAAUAAUGCCGCAGUAGCAAGACACAUGGGCGAACGCGUGGGUUUAUCUACAGGCCACCGACUAGUAACAAAAGUAACGUUCAUUAACUAGAUAGAACCCGACACGUGUUUUAGCUGAAGUGUAUAUAAGACACCUCCUAACUGACUCAGCUCCCUUAAGAAAUUAAAAACAGAGAAGCUUUAACAAUAAUACAGACUGACAGUUAAUUUUAUACCUACAAUCUUGUCAAUAUAUAAUAUAUGUUAAGACAAGAGAGCUAAUUUCGAAGUUCGCCACCACAAGUAAUUCCGUAUGCUAUUUCUAUAUUAGGUUCUCACAUUUUGAACUUGUUAUUGUUCAGAGUGGACUUACUUAGGACUUCAUACGCUAUUUGAUUAAGUUCGAACUUCUGAAAUGUGCUAAUUGUCUCUCACGAAACCAUGACUAUUUUCGAGCUCCGUUGUGGAUUAUUUCGAUCUGCAGGCCUGCUAAAGAAUGUGACUACCAAAUUUUUAACGCUGUCUGCCUGGCAUACGUGUGUGCAAAAGAAGCCUAAUUGUUGCAGCGCAUUGACCUUUGUUGAUAUUUGAAAAAUGAAGAAAAAAUUGUAUUCGUCUCAAAAAAUGUUUCCAAGAUUGAGAUACAAUACGUUAAUUUCAUAUGUUAAAACGAAAAUAUCAAGCGAUGUUGCUGGUUGACUCCAUGUUGAUAAUUAUAAUUUAUGCGAGGUUGAAACAUCUAUUAAGCAGUUUCUAAACAUGCAACUACACAUAUAGCGAUAAUUAUUGCAGUAGGUUUGCUCAAAUGAAAAAAGAAACUUUCAGAUGAAAUCAUGGUAAAAAUAUUCUAUAUCUACCAGAUUAAAGUACAGCUAAAACUUUUGCAAGCAUGACACAGAUUUUUUAAUCAAAUUGAAAGAGGUCCUUAGUUUUGAUAUCUUCCAAUGCUGCAUCUUUUUUCAAUGGAUUUCAUUACAAAAUCCACAUCCAAGUGGUAGUACAUUUAUUUACAGUGUACAACUGCUAGAUAAAGUGUUGUAAUUUGGAUAUUUUGACGCACAUUAGUUUUUACUAGUUGUGGAAAAAGUAUGUAAAAAGUUAUGUAAAACCUUUUACCGUCCAGUAUACAGGAGUGUCGUAAUGUAUGAUUUAAUAUACCAACUGGCGGCAAAAUGUUUUAUCUUUUGUGUUUCUCCCGUCUACUUCUUGAUAUUCAAACAAUUUUAACCAAUUGCUGCUGAAAAUACCAUAUAAAAGUAAAAAGAAAAUAAAUUGAAAAAUAAAGCAAAGAUGUCUGGUGGAUAUGAAUAUAAAGUUAUCGGUGAAGUGAUACCAGAUUUAUAUUGUUGCGUUUGUUUAAACUUAAUGAAGGAGGCAAUGCAGUUUGCACGUGGACAUGGAAUGUGUUACAGCUGUUUACAAGAUCUGGAAUUGAAGAAUAAGAAAGAUUUCAUUUGUCCGAGUUGCCGUCAAAAAAUAGAUAACAUACAACCAGCUACUAUUAUUAACAGAAUAAAUAUGUCGGUAAAAGUAAAGUGUGGUUAUUUCGAGAGAGGUUGUUCGUGGACUGGAGAACUAAGUAACAUACAGGAUCACCUUACAAAAGAAUGUCAUUUCCAGCUUGUUAAUUGUACUUUUGAUAAUUGCAAAGAGGCUAUGGAACGUCACAGGCUGCCUGAUCAUCAAGAGUUAUGCACUUUCAAAACUGUUUUGUGUAUGUAUUGCUCAUCGACAUGCCUUAUGUCCGAGUUAAAGGAUCAUUGUGCUACAUGUGGGAAAUAUCCUGUCCCUUGCUCAAACCAAUGCUCAAUGGAAACAAUGGAACGGGAAAUGGUGGAAGUUCGUCGCAAUAUUUGCUGUAAAGAAGUUGUUGCCUGUGAAUUUUCAUCGUUUCGAUGUAAUUCUACGUUCACCAGAGAUUAUAUGCUGGACUAUGGUCGCAGUUUGUCACAACAUCAUUUAUCUUUAACAUUAAAAGAAGUUCAAGAAAUGAAGGACAAUAUUGUGAAGUUCAUGCAGGGAAUGAAGAAAGAAAUCAAUGAUCUAAAAUUACAAGCGUCAGAGAAGGAGAAAGCAAAAUUAAAGUGGUACACGGCCAAACUUUUUGUCAAUAUAAAAAAUGAAUUGAACGAGAACGACAUAUUUUCAAACCAUUUCAUGAAAUUAUUUAAAGCUCAUUUAAAAGCCUUCGACAGCAAUUUUGACCUUUUUAUCAAAAGUAUCGCAUGGUUGAAAAAUCACUUAAAUGAAACAAUAAAAUGUAGGAAUCACACAGAAGGUUACCAAGAUCUUCAAAAUGAAGUUUUUAAAAUAUUUGAAAAGAAUAUAUUAAUUAUAAAAGAGGAUAUUUUACUUCUUAAUUCCAUUUGGGAAACAAUUAAGCAUGAAAUGAAAACAUUUAUUGCAGAUCUGCAAAAAGGGUAUGUUGAAUAGUAGAUUAAUUGCAAUAUUCAACAUGAUGAAACCUGAUUUUAAGUAUACUGUUGGUGCCAAUUACUUUUAUAAAGUUAAAACGUGGUUGUUAAGUGAUAAUCGGCAAAGGGGUUUAUCGGUACAUUAAAGUCUUUGAUGAUGAAUUUGUAACUUGCUUUAUUCAGACAAGACCCGGAACAAUUUUUAUUGUAUUGAAGGAAAUCGACAAAUGGAAGAAAAAGAAAUAUCAUGUUUACAACAAGAGAAUGGAAAAAAGGCAAAUGCUAUUUGAACAUCAUCGCCUAUCAUUUAAAAUUAGAAUUGCGGAAUUAAAAAUCUAAGAUUUUAUUAUUGAAGAUAAACUACUCGUGCGACUUGUGUAACAUGAAACGUAUGAUAUUAUGUAUCCUCUAAAUAUUAAUACACACCAACCGUUAAACAAA
This is a messenger RNA of Hydractinia symbiolongicarpus, 3290 nucleotides long. Its product is annotated as TNF receptor-associated factor 5-like. The record is from RefSeq and is a predicted model, not a curated record. The transcript has 7 exons. Gene Ontology annotation, molecular function: zinc ion binding. Bases 1726 to 2868 code for a protein of 380 amino acids. Lineage: Eukaryota; Metazoa; Cnidaria; Hydrozoa; Anthoathecata; Hydractiniidae.